Messenger RNA from Meloidogyne enterolobii, 351 nucleotides. NCBI's taxonomy places the organism in Eukaryota, Metazoa, Nematoda, Chromadorea, Rhabditida, Meloidogynidae. The record is from the annotation of a GenBank genome assembly.
AUGGAAUAUUACGAGGGACAACAUAAAGAUCGUUCACUUAGCGAUUGUAUGUUAUUGGUUGCCCAAAGAUUAACAAAAUAUCCUGUUUUGGUGGAACAGAUUCACCCAAAGGAUAGAAUUGACUUUUCUUUUGACAAUUUGUUUUGGCCUGUUAAAAAUGACUCAACAAUAACUUUAACUAAUUCAACAAAAACUAUUGGAAGACGGCAAAUUUUAUUAAUAACACGUGCUUUUUGGCGUGAAACAAUGAAUGGACCUGAACUUGAACGUAAAACAGAAAAAUUUUUUUUCUUAAAAAUGUCUUUUUUAAAGUUCGUUUAUUACUUUGUGAUGAUAUUAUUGUCUUCCUAA